Molecule: messenger RNA, 139 nt
Organism: Plasmodium reichenowi
Lineage: Eukaryota; Apicomplexa; Aconoidasida; Haemosporida; Plasmodiidae
Product: cold-shock protein, putative
Exons: 1
Source: RefSeq, a predicted model, not a curated record
AUGCUUAGAAGAAAAAUUCACAUUCAUUUUAAUAGUUAUAAAAAACAUUUUUUUUCUCAAUUAAUAAAUAAAGAAAAACAUGAUAAAAUAACAGGAAAUGUUAUCAUGUUCGAUAAGAGGAAAGGUUAUGGUUUUAUAA